UAAGAUUAUAUUAUGUUAUUUGUCUGUUUGUAUGACUGUUGGUGAAACUCUCGCCUCCCCUCAUGAGGACCAUGACGGACGCUCGACUAAUACGGUGACGUUCCUUAUAACUCUUUCUUUUCAUAUUGAACUUGUAAAGCAGCUACGUCCGCGCCAACUCUGGCAGAACCUCGUACUCCUUCGUCAUUCCCAUGGUUGGUUGCGGCACCAGGACCUUUGAUAACGAUGACGACGGCAGCACCGGCUUCGAAAAUAUGAUUAUGAUUCAAAAUGAAGAAAUUGUCCAAGAAGUUUGGGAUACCGCCCGGAAGAUCACUUGUGACUGGACAACCCGCAUGGAAAAACUUAUUACUUUCCGACCUUUUGCUGUAGAUAUGCUACAGGCAAAAGAGGUCCGUUAUUCAGGAGACGAUGUCAUGUGUUGGAUGGAUAUACAACUUGGCAAAGGCCCCUUUUCAAACACAGUAGACGGCAUUGUUAAAAUUGGUGAUGAGCUUACUGUUGUGAUUUACUCUAAGGAUGGUGGUUCAGAAUUUGACAUGUUGGUGAAGAACUGCUUUGCCUAUGAUUCAGAUGAUUUGGAAGAUGAAAGAACAACCCGCCUCCAACUAUCAGAUGAACGUGGCUGCCUCCUAAAGCCCAAAUUGAUGAGUUACUUUUCCCGCACUCGGCAGACUGGUACCACCGGUGCAGACAUCAUUGCUUUUGCUUCGCUCUUUGCCUUCAAGUUUCCAGAUAAAAUGGAUGUUUACUUAUCUUGUGAAGUUGAAUUGUGUAAAGGUGGGUGUACCAACGUGUGUGAAGAUCCUGUCUUCCCAACAAACCUGAUAUCUCGGUUUGUUUCCUCAUCAACAACCACAACCACACAGCGUCCUACAACAUCAACUACACCUCGACCUGAUCCCUGUGCCUUGAAUCCAAGGUCAUCCCAGUGCUGUGCCCUACGUCCAAAUUCCAUAUUUUGCACAACUACCACACAGCGUCCUACAACAUCAACUACACCUCGACCUGAUCCCUGUGCCUUGAAUCCAAGGUCAUCCCAGUGCUGUGCCCUACGUCCAAAUUCCAUAUUUUGCACAACUACCACACAGCGUCCUACAACUUCAACUACACCUCGACCUGAUCCCUGUGCCUUGAAUCCAAGGUCAUCCCAGUGCUGUGCCCUACGUCCAAAUUCCAUAUUUUGCACAACUACCACACAGCGUCCUACAACAUCAACUACACCUCGACCUGAUCCCUGUGCCUUGAAUCCAAGGUCAUCCCAGUGCUGUGCCCUACGUCCAAAUUCCAUAUUUUGCACAACUACCACACAGCGUCCUACAACUUCAACUACACCUCGACCUGAUCCCUGUGCCUUGAAUCCAAGGUCAUCCCAGUGCUGUGCCCUACGUCCAAAUUCCAUAUUUUGCACAACUACCACACAGCGUCCUACAACAUCAACUACACCUCGACCUGAUCCCUGUGCCUUGAAUCCAAGGUCAUCCCAGUGCUGUGCCCUACGUCCAAAUUCCAUAUUUUGCACAACUACCACACAGCGUCCUACAACUUCAACUACACCUCGACCUGAUCCCUGUGCCUUGAAUCCAAGGUCAUCCCAGUGCUGUGCCCUACGUCCAAAUUCCAUAUUUUGCACAACUACCACACAGCGUCCUACAACUUCAACUACACCUCGACCUGAUCCCUGUGCCUUGAAUCCAAGGUCAUCCCAGUGCUGUGCCCUACGUCCAAAUUCCAUAUUUUGCACAACUACCACACAGCGUCCUACAACUUCAACUACACCUCGACCUGAUCCCUGUGCCUUGAAUCCAAGGUCAUCCCAGUGCUGUGCCCUACGUCCAAAUUCCAUAUUUUGCACAACUACCACACAGCGUCCUACAACUUCAACUACACCUCGACCUGAUCCCUGUGCCUUGAAUCCAAGGUCAUCCCAGUGCUGUGCCCUACGUCCAAAUUCCAUAUUUUGCACAACUACCACACAGCGUCCUACAACUUCAACUACACCUCGACCUGAUCCCUGUGCCUUGAAUCCAAGGUCAUCCCAGUGCUGUGCCCUACGUCCAAAUUCCAUAUUUUGCACAACUACCACACAGCGUCCUACAACUUCAACUACACCUCGACCUGAUCCCUGUGCCUUGAAUCCAAGGUCAUCCCAGUGCUGUGCCCUACGUCCAAAUUCCAUAUUUUGCACAACUACCACACAACGUCCUACAACAUCAACUACACCUCGACCUGAUCCAUGUGACGUUAAUCCAAGGUCAUCCCAGUGCUGUGCCCUACGUCCAAAUUCCAUAUUUUGCACAACUACCACACAACGUCCUACAACAUCAACUACACCUCGACCUGAUCCAUGUGACGUUAAUCCAAGGUCAUUCCAGUGUUGUGCUAGGCGUCCAAAUUCACCUUUGUGCAGGACUCCAAGUACCACAACUCCUCGUCCUGAUCCUUGUGUUAUAAACCCUAGAUCUCCACAGUGCUGUGCUAGACGACCUAACUCAGUGUUCUGCACUACCACCACCACACCACCACCAGAUCCCUGUGAUUUGAACCCUAGUCUACCACAGUGCUGUGCCAGAAACCCUAAUCUACCUCAGUGUACUACCACUACAACUACCACAACCACUAAACGCCCUACAACACCGUUUGAUCCUUGUGCAUUUAAUCCUAACCACCCACGAUGUGUAACAAGAGCUCCAUGUUCUGGCCCCCGUGACCCUCGCCCCGAGUGCCGGCCCACCACGGAGGUUCCCCACACAACACCCAAUCUGGAAAAUCAUGCCUUCCAUGCUUGGCAGAACCGGCCCUCUGGCACUCGUCGUCGCCGUCCUCCUUAUGGCACUCGUCUCACCCCAGGUGUCCUAGCAGAGCUGUCAAACCAACCCAGACGACGUCGUGAUGUGGCUCUCCCACCCCCUCCUCCACCACCCAGGAAUACAAUUGCCAUGGUCCGAGGUUUUCGGGUAGUUGGUGCAAACGACCUCACAUUCAAAGCUGUUUCCUCACCAAACCAGUCUGCAAGCAAUGUUGAUAGUAUAUGUAUGCCAACUGCAACCUUCACUGUUAGUCUGCUGAUGCUGUCGCUGUUGCUGAUUACAUCUGUUCUUGUGGCCACAUUCACAUGCUUGCGUCUCAGGACGAUGGCUCCUUUAAAAGCAGUAGAAGCUAAGAAUCCAUACUACAAACAGUAACUGGCCUGGUCUCUUCUACUUGCUCUGAUUCCCUGCUGCUGGAUUUAGCUGGGUACGAGUAAUCCACCCUUUCCUGCUGGGCUGCUGCUGGCACUGACCUGGUGGGUUGGGUAGUCCCUCUCCCCUGGUGCCCUGUGCUGGUCACAGGACUCCGUGAAGUGCCAUCAUCCAUUCGACCAUCGCCAAGUUACGAAUGCUGUCCCAAGUCACUGAUUUAUAAAUAUUUGUGAUAAUCACUUGUUACUUUUUACGACACUAGACAGAGAUGCCAUAGCAUCGUAGAUUUUUGUAGUUGCAUAUUUCGACACUUUUCUCUAGACCCUGACAACUUUGCUUUGCCUUUGACUAUGGUGUCAGAAGCUCGAGCUGUUCCUGACAUCGGUUCAUACUAUGCUGCCAUAUAAAAAGGACUUUAUUUGCUUUUGUAAAUUUUCUGAUUAAAAUUGAUACAGAA
Penaeus indicus is the source of this 3639-nucleotide messenger RNA. RefSeq names its product mucin-2-like. Lineage: Eukaryota; Metazoa; Arthropoda; Malacostraca; Decapoda; Penaeidae. The coding region runs from base 192 to 3185 and encodes 997 amino acids. The transcript is spliced from 2 exons. The record is from RefSeq and is a predicted model, not a curated record.